Messenger RNA from Lates calcarifer (barramundi perch), 1380 nucleotides. RefSeq names its product hemicentin-2. Gene Ontology annotation, biological process: homophilic cell-cell adhesion; axon guidance; dendrite self-avoidance. The coding region runs from base 244 to 1380 and encodes 378 amino acids. The record is from RefSeq and is a predicted model, not a curated record. NCBI's taxonomy places the organism in Eukaryota, Metazoa, Chordata, Actinopteri, Centropomidae. The transcript is spliced from 7 exons. Gene Ontology annotation, molecular function: cell-cell adhesion mediator activity. Gene Ontology annotation, cellular component: axon; plasma membrane.
ACAAAGAAAAGUGGUGGGAAAAAAAUACAAAGGCAGGAAGUAAAAUAACAGACAGACACAUAAGGUGUUUAAUUUCACAAUAAAUAAGACAGUCUGGGCAGGAAGACAGUCAGAGGGGCAGAGCAUGACAGUGCUAUAGAGCUGAUGAGCAGGAUGAAGCCAAAACAACGUGCUGAGACCCUGUAGGAUAGUCGUGCUUUGCUCUAUACCUACUCAUCUUAAACCUAGUACACAUAACUACACAUGCUCUGGGUCCAUUUCUUAAACUUGUCGGUUAAGACUGCACACUUUAACUUGCAACUUCCUGAUCAAGCUCUGCUUUCCCAGCUGACGCCAUGGAUGAGGCUCUAUGGUGGUUUCCUCACGACUCCCAGGGAGCUUUGCAGUAGGAUGCAUGUCUGUGUCUCCAUCUGGACGCUCCCACAGAUGACUUCCCACCUCUGCUUACUCAUCCUGUCCAGCUUGGCGGUCUCAUCCCAACUGGGUCUGGAGGAUGUUUUCUUCAGUCCCCAGGACCAAACAGUCAGAGAAGGAGAGGGAGUUUUCCUCCAGUGUGUGUCUGGGGAAAGUUCACCCACUGCAAGCAUCACCUGGCUCAAAGAUGGAGAGGCAGUCACAAGAGGUAGACAGAUUCAGGGUGAGUAUGGAGGCGGUCACCAGAAGAAGACCUCAGGCACUCUGCAUCUUUUCAAUGUAACAUCAGAGGAUGAUGGGAUUUACAUUUGUGUCACAUACAAUUCUUUACUGAACAUCAGCAAGAAGAGCAAACCAGCUAAACUAACAGUGCAGGGGGUUCCCAGACGGCUGCAAAUCGUCCAGGGCCCUAACAACAUCACUGUUGCUAUGGGAACAGAGGUCUCCAUGCACUGUACUGUUCGUGGCUUCCCUGUUCCCAUGGUGCACUGGUUCAAAAACGGCUGCCUCCUAACGAACUGCUCAGCCCUGUUCAGCCUGCAGAACAAUGGACAGCUGCUCACAUUCAGGAAUGUGACCAAGGAGGAUGAGGGCUCAUAUCACUGUGAAGCAUCCAACCAGGAAGAGACAAUCAAGUCCCAACAGGCCUUUCUACUUCCAGCUGAGAUGGAUUGGAGUUUUGUGCAGCAGCCCAGAAACCUGACAGUGAGGUCAGGGGAGAACGUCACAGUCACCUGUAGACCUCCAUACAGCAGACCAGCAGCCCAGGUCUCCUGGUUCAAAAACAACCAGCUUCUCACCCCCACAGCUCAUGUCACUGUGCUGCCAAGCGGAGACCUCUUCUUUUACAGCGUCCAGGUUUUUGACAGUGGGAGUUACUUCUGCAGGGCCUCCAACAUUCACCUUCAAAGAUUUCUUACCUCUAGACGAGCAACACUAACUGUGCUGGGUAUGCUGCUACAAUAG